This is a messenger RNA of Anopheles arabiensis, 1008 nucleotides long. RefSeq names its product serine/threonine-protein kinase fray2-like. The record is from RefSeq and is a predicted model, not a curated record. The transcript has 3 exons. The coding region runs from base 144 to 932 and encodes 262 amino acids. NCBI's taxonomy places the organism in Eukaryota, Metazoa, Arthropoda, Insecta, Diptera, Culicidae.
UAACAUGUACCGCGUAUCUCGGGGACGAUCUGUAUAUAUUUACGCUGCUGCUGAUAGUUGAUGCUAGGUGCCGGAUAAAUAUUAACCUAUUACACCCUCUGUAACGUGCUGGCGGCGGACCAAUUCUGAAAAAAAGUGGAAAGAUGCCUCGUCGUUCUUACUCACGUUCCCCGUCACGAUCCAAAAAAUCAAGCCAUAGCGCCAAAUCUUCCAGACGCCGAUCGAGAUCAAAGUCACGGGACUAUGAUAAGUAUCGUAGAAGGGACAGCGACAAAAGCAGACGCCGGGAACGAUCAAAAAGCCGAUCCGUAGCAUCCUCAUCAGCGUAUCAUCGAGACAAAAAGGCUUCGUAUCGUGAUAGAUCAAGAGAUAGAAGUUAUAGAGACAGAACGCGCAAGAGAUCCGCUUCCCGGAACAAGUAUCGCGAACGGAAAUCUCCUGAUCGAGCUCGGUACCGCCGAUCGUCCAGCAGCUCCAGCUCUUCAUCGACAUCUAGCUCCAGCAGUAGCAGCAGCAGUAGCAGCAGUAGCAAAAGUCGCAGCGAUAGCGUGUCAAAAUCAUCUCGUAGCCCUAAAAAUCCUUCGCCUCCCGUACAAGUCAACAAAGAAAGUUUGGAAAAAACCUACACUUUUAAGUCAUUAUCGGACGCGUGCGAUGAUCCAUUGAACAAAGCUACGAAACUAGACGAACUGAAUGCCGACGAGUUUGUUCCACAAAGCUUUGUAUCCAGUAGAAAGGCAGUGGCCCCUGGGCCUGCAGCAAGCAGCAUCGUGAUAAAUCUGGAGGAACAAACGAUAAAAGUGCCCACGAAUGAAAGCACGGUACCAGCUGAAGAUCCCUUGUUUCACAGUACGUUUUUUGGAAGCGACGACAGUGAGCGAAUGGCUCGAUGGGUUAAAAAACUCUACCUUUUGCGCCAAACAAUAACCUAAGUGAAAUGAGAAACAUGAUAUUUGGAACUACCUAAUAAAUAGUAUUUUAUUCACUAAUUGCACAUGCACCAAAGCA